Molecule: messenger RNA, 4673 nt
Organism: Magnolia sinica
Lineage: Eukaryota; Viridiplantae; Streptophyta; Magnoliopsida; Magnoliales; Magnoliaceae
Product: putative disease resistance protein RGA3
Exons: 4
Coding region: 23-3490 (1155 amino acids)
Biological process (GO): defense response to other organism
Molecular function (GO): ADP binding
Source: RefSeq, a predicted model, not a curated record
UCUCUCUCUGUGUUCUGGAACAAUGGCGAAUGCGCUUUCAAUGGUUGUGAACAAACUUCGAGAAGAGGUUUAUUUGGUGGGUGAUGCCAAAGAAGAAGUUGAAAAGUUAGCUUCUACAUUGGAAUCCAUUCAAGCACUUCUUAAUGAUGCUGAUAUUAUGCAAUUUCACAACCAAAGCAUUCUAGUUUGGUUUAAAAAGUUGAAAGAUGUGGUUUACGAUGUGGAGGACGUGUUAGAUGAGAUGAUUCCAUUCCCAGAAUCUGAAUCAGGAACCCACGACGGUGACGAUCGAAUCAUGGGAAACCAGCCAUGGGCCUGCUUAUUUUCAGUCUUUUCAUGUUGCGGUCUAGAAGAUUGGAUAAGGUUGGCCCAUGAAUCAUGGACCGACGGUGAUGAUACUGAUAAUCGCAGCAUCGGAGAUAAGGUGCAGACAUUUGUCAGUAAAGUCGUAUCACAACGCAAUUUUGCUAGUAAGAUAAGAGAAGUAAGGGCGAAGCUGGAUCAGAUUGCAGAUGACAAAAAAAAGUUCAGUUUUAAGGAGAUUAACAGUUUCCGUGGAGGUAGUGAGCUUCACAAUGCCAGUUCUCAAACGAGUUCGCUCGUAGAUGAAUCGAAGAUGUUCGGGAGAGACAUAGACAAAGAUAUCAUAAUAAGCAAGUUGGUCAGUGGGAGCAGUUUUGAGGAGGGACGGAUUCGUGUCAUUUCGAUAGAAGGCGUUGGUGGGUUGGGCAAGACGACUCUUGCUCGAUUGAUCUACAAAGAUGAAAGGGUGAGGAGCAAUUUCAAUGUGUUUCUAUGGGUUUGUGUUUCUGAUGAGUUUGAUGUAAAAACGAUUACCAGAAAAAUUAUAGAGGAUGCAAGGGAGAAAGCUGAGUUUUCUGAUCUAAACCCACUGCAAAAUAAGCUUCUCGAGACAUUACAAGGAAAACGGUUCUUGCUUGUCCUUGAUGAUGUGUGGAAUGAUAAUAGUGAAAAGUGGGAUGAACUAUGGCUAUCCUUCCAAAGCGGUGCUCCCGGAAGUAAGAUUUUGGUCACUACUCGUAGCGAGAAGGUUGCAAUUACGUGCGAAUCCGCCUACAUGCAUAAAUUGAAAGGUUUAUCCGAUGAUGAUUGUUGGUCACUGUUCAGUAGCAGAGCUUUCACUGGGAGGAAAGAGGAAGAUCGCCUGGCGUUGGAAAAGAUCGGAAGAGAGAUAGUGAACAAGUGUAAAGGAGUGCCUCUUUCAGUAAAGGUAAUUGGAAGCGUCAUGCGGUCCAAGAGGACGGCACAAGAUUGGCAGGACAUCUUGGAAAGUGAAACAUGGGAAAUACCCGACAUCGCGAGAGGUAUCUUACCGGCAUUGUUGCUGAGCUAUUAUAAUUUGCCUGUCCAUUUGAAGCAGUGUUUUGCAUAUUGCUCAUUAUUUCCGAAAGAUCAUGAGAUGGAGAAGGAUAGAUUGGUCAAGUUGUGGUUAGCUCAGGGUUUCAUCAAGCCGCAGGGAAGAAGAGGGAUGGAAGCAAUUGGCGAAGAUUACUUUGACGAGCUAGUGGCGCAGUCUUUGUUUCAAAAAGAAGAAGUCGGAUGUACAAUACAUGAUCUCCUUCACGAUCUCGCCCAAUUCAUUACAAAGAAUGAAUAUUGCAUCUUUGAGAUUGGAAAGUCGGACUCCAGCUCUGUUACAGCUCGUCAUUCAUCUUUUAUGGUCAAUUGGGAAACGUCCGAAAUUCCAGCCCCUCUAUGUUAUGCAAAAAAAUUGCGAACACUCCUCCAAAUUGAAGAAUCAAAUAUUGAUACCAUCCCUGCUAAUUUAUUCGAAUGCGCUAGCUCCCUUAGGGCGUUGGAUAUUGGUGCUGGCAUUCGCGUUAAAGAAUUGGCAAGCUCAAUUGGGUUGCUGAAGCAUUUACGAUAUCUCGACUUGUCUCGUUCGCAGAUAGUUGAGUUGCCGAAAUCUGUGACUCAUCUCCGCAAUUUGCAGACCUUGAAGUUGAAUUAUUGUCCGGAGCUCGCUAGAUUACCAAGAGGGAUGGACAAACUGGUUAGCUUGAGACAUCUGGAAAUUGCAGGCACAAUGAAACUAAAGUGCUUACCUGAAGGGUUGGGGAGAAUAAGUUCCCUUCGGACGUUGAGUAGGUUCAUGGUGGGAGGCAAUGGAGGAUGUAAGAUUGGAGAGCUUAAACGACUUAACUCUCUCCAAGGAAAUCUAGUAAUAGAAAACUUGAAGAGAGUGGGUAAUGGGGACGAGGCUAAGGAAGCUGAACUGUACAAGAAGUUACACCUUCGUGUAUUGUCUCUUCACGUGUUACUAGAUCCUAGGGUUGAAUGGCCAGGUGACCAUGAGGUGUCAGGAGAUGAUGAGGUGGAGAGGAUGGACGAUGUACUUGAAGCCCUCCGACCACCCCAUACAAACCUAGAAAGGCUAGUAAUUGGGAGAUGCAUUGGUUCAAAAUUCCCAACUUGGAUGGAAGAUUUGCCUUUCUCAAAUUUAGUCGACUUGAGAUUAAUCGAUUGCUACAAGUGUACGCAGUUGCCUGGGCUCGGGAGACUACCUUCGCUCAAAUUCCUUCAAAUAGAGGGAGGUCUUAUAAAACGUGUCGGCCAUGAGUUUUACGGGAAUAGCUGUGGUGGGGGCAUAAACAGAGUAGCAUUUCCGAAGCUGAAACAUCUCGAAUUCUGUCAUAUGAAUGAAUUGGAGGAGUGGGAGUUGAGAAUAGAAGAUGGAGAAAUAAUGCCGUCUCUGCAGAAAUUAGAAGUUUAUUACUGCCCGAAAUUGAAGGCACUGCCGCAGCACCUUCCAGAAACUCUAACGUCCCUCCAGAUCCUGGAGUGUUCUGAAAUUAGUGGGAUGAAUUGCCUCCCACCAUUUCUCAAAGAUUUUCAAGUGUUUAAUAGCAGUAGGAUUUUGUCGAUGCCAUUACGAAGCCUACAAAGCCUAGAGAAGUUUUCGAUCGAUGAUAUAGAGAACAUGACGUUGCUCCCAGACGGAUGGGAGCAGCUCAAGUCACUAGAGGAUCUUUGUAUCGGUAAUUGCUCUAAAUUGAGGUCUCUUCCUGAUGAUUUGGGACAGCUCAAGUCGCUUAGAAGUCUCCAGAUCAACGACUGCACCGAGUUGCGGUCAUUGCCUCAAGGGUUGCAACGGCUUAUUUCUCUUGAAAUCAUAGGCAGCAGCGAGAUUUUGUCAAGGCCGUUACCGAAACUCCCAAGCCUCAAGGCGUUUUCUAUCUGGAAUUCCGUUAACAUGAUAUCGCUUCCUGACGGAUGGGAACAACUCAAGUCACUAGAGAGUCUUUAUAUCUACGAUUGCUCUGAAUUGAGGUCUCUUCCUGAUGAUUUGGGACAGCUCAAGUCGCUUAGAAGUCUCACGAUCUGGUAUUGCCGUGAGUUGUGGUCAUUGCCUCAAGGGUUGCAAGGCCUUACCCAUCUCACAAUCCACGGCAGUCCAAAGCUGGCGGAAAGAUGCAAAGGGGAGGAUUGGAGCAACAUAUCACACAUCCCAAACAUCCAAAUUGAUUAAUAAUCAAGUGAGGUGCUGCAGAUAGAAGAUCCAUCAGGUAGGCAAGGUUCAAAGAAUACCACGGCCAACCAGGUACAACAAUCAAGGAUGAGCACGCACAAAAGUUUAUAAUCGAUGUUUAAAGAUUUCAUUAUCAGCCAAAGUCUACUAAUUGUGCAAAGAUGCAGAAGGUAACAAGAGGAGGAUGGGCACAAGAUGGCAUGCAUGUGUCUCCAAUCUCCGAAUUGAAAGAAGCCUGACCAAGGUAUGGAUGGCAAUCUCAUUCUAUUAGGUCCAAGCAAGCGUAACUCAUGUAGACACAUGCAGGUGUGCCUACUGGAUAAUGUGAAUGAGAUCCACAACAUCCCAUCAGAAGAGAAGCAUAAGCACUCUCAAAAGAUACAUUGGAAGGCUGGGCAUAGUCUGCAAAUGCCUCUCCAAAAAGGAGACUUCUAGCUGCCUUCUGCCGCUUCAAUUUGGUUGGGAGAGACUGUUUUAUACUUCUCCUUCAAAUAAUUUCUCCAGAUACUACCAGGAUUCCCGAAGAAAAUCUCCCCACGCCAUCUUCAUUAUGUGGCUAAGCAUAACCUGUCUCAGAUUUUUCAUCCCCAGCCCUCCUUUCUUAGGCAAAGCGAUCCGCUUCCAGCUGGUCCAAUGUUUGAUUUUAUCCAACAUCAGCUUAAAAUACAUGAACGUCCCUGAUGAUGCUGAGAUCACAAUCACCUGCUCUAUUGCUCUUGCACGCCAAAGUCCCCUGUAGUUUCCUGGAUCAAUCUAGUAAUGCAACCAGAGCCAAGUACACAUCUGAGGUGGGCCUGCUCAAAUCUUUGGGACAUUUUUGCUAUCGAUUCAGUGCACUCUUGUGGGGCAGUAGUACUAAAGAUAGCUAGUGACCUGGUCGUGUUCAGUACCUUCCAACCACACUGCUACUGCUCAAAAAAGCUAAGAGGAUUGCUGGAGGCAGACAUGUACAACAACCACCAUCCUUGCAUAACUAAGAUCUCUCUAGUUCUUAGCCUUUUAUAUUACUACAUCACAUUACUUGUGUUAUAUAUAAUAGAGAAAAAAGAGAAUUAAAAAAGUAUUGAGUAAUAAUUUGAAUACCUUGUGUGGGAUUUUUAUUUUUUCAUUUUUAUUUGAUUAGAUGUCUACAAUGGAUCUUACUAUUUGAGUCAUUUGAGCACGGGUACCAUGUUUCCAGUCA